AUGACCUCAGACUCGGACCCCCCGCCAUCGGCGAGCGCUCCACCACCGGCGCGACCUCGAUCGCCUUCGGGCAGUUUUUACGCUCUGAGCGACGACGAAGAAGGGGAUUACAACACGAUCACACAUACAGAAACUGGCCGGGGCGUCAAACUUCUAUUCUCUAAGAGCAAGGUUUACGUGCACCCCACGCCUUCAGCGAAGGACAAUAUCCCAGGCUACAUAGCUCUUCUACAACAAAAAGGAGGCCGAAAUGGCCGUCCAACUUCCUCCUCGUCGCGAGACUCCCAGAACCCAACGGCCUCCGAUCUGCUCCUGGCAUGGCUCCCCGAAACGUCCCUAGGCGAAUCCGAGAGCAUCUAUGUCAAGGUUGACCUUAGCGAAGGAGAAUCGCCUCCGAAGCAGUCAUACCUCGUACCACCUCCGCCGACCGUCACAUCUCACCGGGGCUCCGUUGGCACCUAUGCGUUCGCCAUCCCGGUUAGCGCAAUCUACUCGCUUCUCGUGAGGCCGCCGAGCCUGGGCUGGUGGUUCGGCUCCUUGAUCAUCAACUCGAGGGCGGGCGACAGCUUUCCCGCAUUAUUCUUCCACGACAAUGAAUGUCAAAGCACAAUCCUCAAGCGAAAGAGGCGGACAAGGGACAGCUUUGAUCCAUUCGGCGAUCGAGGGGAGAUGUUCUGGGGCGGCGACGAAGUGUUGCGCUGGUUGCGACGUUACGUCCCUAUUGAAAGAUCCGGCGCGGAGCCCAACAUCUACCUGGUGGACCCCUCGAAGGAGGAUAGCGAGGCUUUCAGCGGCAAGCUCACUUCCAGUACCGCUCAGGUUGGCUUGAAAGAUGGUACGGGAACCCGUGCUGGCGGCGCCGGUCCCAGUGGCGACGCGCAGAUGGACCCGUUUGUAAAGUUUGUGAAAGAGACGGGCUGGAACAUCAUGGAGAAGUUCAGCAAGGUGACCACCUUUACACGGCGGGCCGCGCAAGACGUCAUACAAAACCCGAACGUCCCUCCGCAAGUUAGGCGACUUCUGCGAAACCCCGAGGUGCAGACACUUCAAGAUGAGUUCGACAGCGCAAGGAUAUACCUCGCGCGCUGGGCCAUGGGGAUUGCUGAGCAGAGUGAGCGGGAUCGGAGCCAGAGAAUAUGGACGGCUAAGGAGGUCCUAGAGCUCGAGGACACCGAUGUUGGGGAGUUCGAGCUCUUGGACGGGAGCAGCACCAUGUCGCUGGAAGACAGGAGAAAGCCGGUGACGCUAAAAGAGUGGAACACGUUCUUCGACCAGCGGACCGGUCGACUUUCAGUCACUGUUGAUGAAGUCAAAGAGAGGGUCUUCCACGGCGGCCUGGACCCUGACGACGGGGUGCGAAAAGAAGCGUGGCUGUUCAUUCUCGGGGUUCACGACUGGUAUAGCACAUCCGAGGAGCGGAAGGUCCAGAUUGCGUCGCUCAGGGACGAGUAUGUCAAGCUGAAAGGCGCAUGGUGGGAGAGACUCGUAGACCUUGGAGGCGAGGGCGAGCAGGGCGAGUGGUGGCGUGAACAACGUAGCCGUAUUGGUAGGUUUUCCGACGAACGACUAGGAGAUGCUUGUGCUGAAACUGUUGCAGAAAAGGAUGUUCACCGAACAGAUCGAAGUGUUCCUAUUUUCGCCGGAGAAGACAUCCCGCACCCCGAUCCUGACUCUCCCUUUUCCGAGGUUGGCACCAACGUCCAUCUUGAGCAGAUGAAGGACAUGCUUCUUACGUACAACGAGUACAACAAGGAUCUGGGCUACGUGCAGGGCAUGUCCGACCUCCUCGCCCCGAUAUACGCCGUCAUGCAGGACGAUGCAAUUGCCUUUUGGGGCUUCCAGCACUUCAUGGAUCGUAUGGAGCGCAACUUCUUGCGCGAUCAGUCAGGAAUGCGGUCACAGCUGCUCACCCUUGACCAUCUCGUCCAGUUCAUGGACCCGAAACUUUACGCGCACCUGCAGUCCGCGGAUAGCACCAACUUUUUCUUCUUCUUCCGCAUGCUGCUCGUCUGGUAUAAACGGGAGUUCGAGUGGAUGGAUGUCUUGCAUCUGUGGGAGAUUCUCUGGACGGACUACCUAAGCAGCAGCUUCCAUUUGUUUGUGGCGUUGGCCAUCUUGGAGAAGCACCGGGACGUCAUCAUGACCCACCUACAGCAUUUUGAUGAGGUCCUCAAAUAUGUCAACGAACUCUCCAACACAAUGGAUCUCGACUCAACUCUGAUUCGCGCCGAGGCACUAUUCCGCCGCUUCCAGCGCCUGGUAGAGGCAGUCGACAAGAAGGGCAACUUCCCUGGGCCAAGACUCCGAGACCUCGGCUCUCCCUCCAAAUCAUCGUCAUCCGACCAGGACCCAAAGCCCGGCCAAAGCAGUGCCGGGCCAGCGUCACCACGCAAGGACACGGGCAAGGCGCCCGAGGAGUCGCAGGUGAAGAAGGUCAUCACACCAGAGUUGAGAGAGUUGCUUAGUCGCAAGGUGGUGGUACUUCCACGCAAAGAGGUAGCGAAGAAGGGCGACGGUCUUGGGAGAUCAUGA
Molecule: messenger RNA, 2532 nt
Organism: Colletotrichum spaethianum
Lineage: Eukaryota; Fungi; Ascomycota; Sordariomycetes; Glomerellales; Glomerellaceae
Product: GTPase-activating protein GYP7
Exons: 3
Coding region: 1-2532 (843 amino acids)
Biological process (GO): activation of GTPase activity
Molecular function (GO): GTPase activator activity
Source: RefSeq, a predicted model, not a curated record